UCUGUUUUUUAUUUUAUUUUAUCUGGAUAUCGCCUAAAUUCAAUAUGGAUCAUUCUAUUCAGAUCAUUAAGCAUGGAGUACCAGAAACUGUGAUGAAAAGCAUGAUGGACAUUGCCAGAGUUUUUUGAAAUGCCUGUAGAAGACAGGGUUUGUCUCUAUUCAGAGAACCCACAGCAGGCUGUCAGGGUUUCUACAAGCUUCAAUGAUGAAUUCUUUGAGUGGGUGGAUUAUCUAAGACACGCAUGUCAUCCGCUGGAGGAAUUUAUCAAUUCAUGGCCUCAAAAGCCUGUACUUUACAGUUUACAGAGAGGUUGCAGGGAAGUAUUGCAAACUCAAAGAGAUAAGAGUACUGGAGGGAAGUAUUGCAAACUCAAAGAGAUAAGAGUACUGGUUCUAAGGCUUCUGGCUGCAAUUUCUGAAGCUCUUGGACAAGAUUCUGACUAUUUGAAUUCAAUCUUUGGAAGGCAUAGCCAGGUACAGCUGAUAAACUACUAUCCUGCGUGCCCAAAUCCAGAUCUUUCCUUUGGUGCAGCACCUCAAUCAGAUUCACAUGGCAUUACUGUUUUGAUGCAAGGAGAGGUGAGUGGACUGCAGGUGCUAAAAGAUGGGAAAUGGGUUGCAGUAGAACCAAUACCCAAUGCCUUUGUGGUGAAUGUGGCUGAUCAACUUCAGUUUAUAGUAUCUAAGGUUGUAAGCAAUGGGAGAUUCAAAAGCGCCGAGCACAGGGCUGUAACCAAUAAAACUACUGCACGUAUAUCGAUUCCCACCUUCUAUGGGCCUUCGUUUGAUUCCUUCAUUGCCCCUGCAGCAUCCAUGGUGGAUGAGGAGCAUCCGGCUUUAUACAGAGGAUAUAAAAAUGAAGAAUACAUGAGGAUAUUCUGGAGCCAAGGUUUGGAGGGCAAGGGCAUUUUGGAUCGCUUCAAGAUCGAAAUCAGUCCAUGAUUGGAAAGUGUGGUAUAUAACUGGUAUGGACAGUGGACAAUAUCUGGUAUGGGAAAUAAGGUGGAAGAGUGAAGGACAAUGAACAUAACUAAUGUAUUUAGUUAUAUGUUUAUGGGUUGUUGCAAGUAGUUGGAAAUUUUCAGUUAUAUUUUAAAUCUAUAUGUAAUGAAGAAUGAAUACAAUAUGUAAUGAAUGAAUACAAUGCAAUUAUUUUAAGUUUAUAUAUUCUAUA
Messenger RNA from Cryptomeria japonica (Japanese cedar), 1174 nucleotides. Its product is annotated as protein DMR6-LIKE OXYGENASE 1. The record is from RefSeq and is a predicted model, not a curated record. NCBI's taxonomy places the organism in Eukaryota, Viridiplantae, Streptophyta, Pinopsida, Cupressales, Cupressaceae.